AUGACAAAACCAACCCUAAAUUUGCUUCCCCUAAUCCUCUCCUUCUUGUACAUUUCCGGCGGCACCGUGGUAGCUGAACCCACCGUCCAAGAAAAUUUCGUCUCCGAAAUAUGCUUUUUCACCCACUAUCCGGAGGUGUGUGUCGGAUCUCUCUUGCCCCACGCCAAUGCCAUCAACGAGAGCUUUCACGAGGUGGCCCGAGCCGCCCUGGCGGUGAGCCUUGUAACGGCUGAGUCCGCAAAGGCAAACAUGCUGAAACUGGCCAACCUCAAGGGGCUCAAACCCAUGGAGUAUGGGGCCUUGAAGGACUGCAUUGACCAGGUCGACGAUGGCGUGGACCGGCUUAGCCAAUCCGUCCGGGAGAUGGAGCAUUUGGGCCCGGCCCAUGGCGGUCUGGCCAAUGGCGAUGGCCCACCCCAUGGUGAGGAGUCCACGUGGCACGGGAGCAACGUGGAGACCUGGACCAAUGCCGCCCUAAGUCAAGUGCAGAGGUGCGCGGGAGGGUUCUCAGGCCGGACCUUGAACGGGAAAAUCAAGACCUUGGUUCAGGUUGAGGUCAGGAAUGUCGAGCAAAUUCUUUACAAUGGGCUGGACUUGUUUAGAAUAUUUACAAACAAGCUUUCAAUCGCCUCCGACGAUGUUUGA
Messenger RNA from Rhododendron vialii, 645 nucleotides. Its product is annotated as 21 kDa protein-like. The record is from RefSeq and is a predicted model, not a curated record. NCBI's taxonomy places the organism in Eukaryota, Viridiplantae, Streptophyta, Magnoliopsida, Ericales, Ericaceae. The coding region runs from base 1 to 645 and encodes 214 amino acids. Gene Ontology annotation, biological process: negative regulation of catalytic activity. Gene Ontology annotation, molecular function: enzyme inhibitor activity. The transcript has a single exon.